Molecule: messenger RNA, 747 nt
Organism: Caenorhabditis elegans
Lineage: Eukaryota; Metazoa; Nematoda; Chromadorea; Rhabditida; Rhabditidae
Gene: mrpl-30
Product: 39S ribosomal protein L30, mitochondrial
Exons: 5
Coding region: 13-606 (197 amino acids)
Biological process (GO): translation
Cellular component (GO): large ribosomal subunit
Molecular function (GO): structural constituent of ribosome
Source: RefSeq, marked reviewed
AGCGAGUAAAAGAUGGCAAAAGUGAUCAGAAAUCGCUGGGUAUACCGUACGGACAACAAAUGGACCCGCUACUUGCCACGUAGAAAUGACGCCGUCAAAGAGUUUGACUACGAUAAGAAUGGAGCAUCUCUCAAACAUUAUACUGAAGAAAUUUCAGAGGAAAUGCGCCCAAAACAAGCGUCAAAACUGUGGAUGGCGUGGCUCUACCGUGACACGUCUGCCGAGCCGAAAUGGACCAAAAAACACGUGGAAAACCUGUUUGGAGCGGAUUUUAAGGUCGGUCGAAUGGAAGUGUUCCGUAACACUGAGCUCAUCAACACAGAGCUCUGGAAAAUCAAACAUCUCAUCGAAUUGCGACCGGUUGAGUUCAAAAAUGGCGUCGAGCCGACCGAAGACGACAUUUUUUCGACGAGCCUGGCACCAAAUGGACAGUGUGAAGUGAUUCAGGGUGGACAUGUGGCAUCGGAAAAUGAUUUGAAAUUGGCUGAUGGGAAGCAGUGGACCCGAAAAGAGCUGGGACGUGACCUCAACAAGAAGUAUCACCUAUAUCAAAGUGUCUACGAGCAAAAUGUGCACACACCUAAUAAUAUUACUGUUGUCAAGUGAUUAUCGAUUUUUUGUAUCGAUUUUUGUCCAAUUUUCCAGUUUUCUCCUUGUUUUUAGUUAGUUUUUUUGGUUUUUUUUUCACUGAAAUUUUUUGAACUAAAUAUUUUUUUUUGUUUUUAGCAGUAAAUAAUUGUUUAUUAA